This is a messenger RNA of Carlito syrichta (Philippine tarsier), 2065 nucleotides long. It is a transcript of the gene CDC42EP3, whose product is annotated as CDC42 effector protein 3. The record is from RefSeq and is a predicted model, not a curated record. The coding region runs from base 302 to 1054 and encodes 250 amino acids. The transcript is spliced from 2 exons. NCBI's taxonomy places the organism in Eukaryota, Metazoa, Chordata, Mammalia, Primates, Tarsiidae.
CCCGCUGGAUCUGCGCGCACCGGCGGGAGCUGCUGCGUCCUGGAGGCAGCGGGCAGCGGCGAAGAUCCUUGGUUUCUUCUUGUUGUGGAAGGUAGUGGGUGAUGUAACCGGCUCUCCAGGAAGCCCCACUCAGCGGCAACUUCCAGAAGGUCUCUGAGACCCUGUCUCAUUUCAUGGCCUCUUCUGAAGCCACUUGAGAACAAUGAUGUGACAGUCCCCAUCCAAAAGGACUUUCGGAGACGUAUGUGAAGAAAGUGGCCCUUUUCUCCCUCUUGCGAAAGAGACAUUCCCAGACCCCAACAUGCCAGCCAAGACCCCGAUUUACCUGAAAGCUGCCAAUAACAAGAAAGGAAAGAAGUUUAAGCUGAGGGACAUUUUGUCUCCUGACAUGAUCAGCCCUCCCCUUGGAGACUUUCGCCACACCAUUCACAUCGGCAAGGAGGGCCAGCAUGACGUCUUUGGAGACAUUUCAUUUCUUCAAGGGAACUACGAGCUUUUACCUGGGAACCAGGAGAAAACACACCUGGGCCAGUUCGAGUUCUUCCGGGCCAACAGCACCUCGGACUCGGUGUUCACAGAAACACCCUCCCCGGUGCUCAAAAAUGCCAUCUCCCUCCCGACCAUCGGAGGGUCCCAAGCGCUCAUGUUGCCCCUGUUGUCCCCUGUGACCUUUAGUUCCAAGCAAGAGUCCUUUGGGCCAGCCAAGCUGCCCAGGCUUAGCUGCGAGCCUGUCAUGGAGGAGAAGGUUCAGGAGAAAAGCAGCCUCUUGGAGAACGGGACAGUCCACCAGGGAGACACGUCGUGGGGCUCCAGCGGCUCUGCCUCUCAGUCCAGCCAGGGCAGGGACAGCCACUCCUCCAGCCUGUCCGAACAGUACUCCGACUGGCCGGCCGAGGACAUGUUUGACCAGCCCGCCCCCUGUGAGCUCAUCAAGGGCAAGACUAAAUCCGAGGAGUCCCUCUCUGACCUUACGGGCUCCCUCCUCUCCCUGCAGCUGGAUCUAGGGCCCUCUCUUCUGGAUGAGGUGCUGAAUGUCAUGGAUAAAAACAAGUAACAGGAUGCCAGCUUGUUUCCCUUGGGGUGAAAGGUACCAACACAAACACAAAACACUCAACUGACCACAAAGAGGAGGGCUUCACGGGCUGUCUUUGCAGUUGUGUGAUGGGUUUUCUAAAACGAUGUUCCUACAAAGUAUUUUUGUACCUGUGAAGCCCUGUUUGCAAAAACAAUUCAGAGUGAAACAAAACCUGUCCCGGCACAAGGAGGAAGUGAGUCAAUCAGCUCGUUUUCGGUGGGCAUGGCUGCCGUUGCACUCCCAUUUUUUGGCUGCAGACGUGUCAGAAAUCUGGCUUGGCCAGGAUGGGCACUAGCUGUGGAGGGCUGGGCGAGUCACGUUAAAGAACUUCCAGAACUUUAUGGUAAUCUGACAUUUUCUGAACAAGAGGAGGUCACAAUUCAUUUUAACACCCAAGCCUUUUUUCUAGACUCUUUUCUAUAUUAUAUUGUUUGGGCUCACCAUAAGCGAAUUCUCCAGUGUUAAAACUUUCCUCUGUUUUCACAUUUGAACAACUGUAUGGGUUUUGGGGAUUUUCUUAUAGUUCUUAUAUAUCCCUAUAUAUUAUAUCUAUAUUGCAAAAUUUUGACUGUCAGCUACAUGUUGGUAAGACACAAGCAAAGUAUUACUGUAACUAAGUUAUUUUUAAAGUUAAAAUAUAUUUUUACGUGCCUUUGGCUUUUUAUUGCAGAGUCUACAUUUUAUAGCUAAUACAUCAAAUGUUGUCAUUUGAUUUGUUUCCAUGGGGGUUCCAUUGUAAGUUGUGUAUGUGUGUGUUUGCAAAAGUGUAUGCAUACUUAGCUUGACUUUUUUUUCCUUCAUCUGUUAUCCUGCUUCUAACGGCAGCCAGUAAUGGAUUGUAAAAGUCUGAAGGCACAGGUUACUCAUGAUUGUCCUGCAGAGACUGUGGGUUAUACCACAUACUGUUAUCUGGAAACAUGGGUAUUUUAGUACAGUACAUACUUGCAUUACAUAGGUACUUCCUCCAACACAAUAAAGAGUAAAUGUUAA